AUGCAGUCGUCCGCCGAGAUUGCAAACAUGCGGCAACUGAGGUAAGGGCUUGCAAUUCAACUUCAUAUAUUGCACUGAUUUUAAUCAUUUACAGGAAUUCCAAAGCAACUAAAUUGGCUUGUUAUGCGCUUCAAAUGUCUUAGCAGUACGUCAUUUAGUAGUUCGAAUUAUUGCUGCGAGGGGCAUACUACUCGAUUCCUACAUUUACCAACCUCUAAGCGCUAGCUGGCGUUAAAAGACAAAGAAAGUCGGCGUAGUUUACGACUACACAGACAAGUUUAGGCGAUUUCGCGCGCCAUCUUACCUUCCUUCCCUUAUUUCAAGCAGGGUUAGGCCUGUCGCGGGCAAAGACUCUCCACACUACACUACAGAUAGUUACACAUUGUGUGCUAACAGCUGAUGACCUAGCAGCGCAUGCACGCAAUGCACACCUCACAGCGGCACCAAUUUAACUUCCGAAUCACGCAUGGUUCCCUGCUUGCUAUUAACUUCGGUUAAUAUAUAACCUCGUGAAAUAAGCGCGCGCGGUAUGUAUUUUGGUGAAAUGAAAUUUUUUCAUGUGAUAUUAUAUGCAACUUUAUUAGGCCGCGCUUUUUUUGUUGUAUUACGGAUAUCCUGACCUUGCAUGUAUUUUUAAAAAGCAGAAAAAAUAUAAAUGCCACUUAUCAGUUUUGAUGCAUUGUUUUUUCAUCCGACCAUAUUUUAGAAAGGCUAAACCUUCAACACGCAAUUUUCACGCAUCGUCACGUCACGUGCACGUGAAACAUGGCCGAAGGACGGAAGAAGGCGAUGUUUACUUCGCUGUACUUUUUGACUUUGGAUGUAUAUGCCCCUGUGCAUGUGCAUGGUAUUAGAUAUUAGGCAAUCCUUUCUUUUUUUAUAUAUUUUUUGCCUUCCCGCCCUUGCAAAAUUCGUAAUCCAACAAAAAAAAGCGUGGCCUUACUUUCAAACUGCAAAUCGGUACCACCCCAACUGCAAAAUGAUAUCGCUUUAAUAAUUAGUAAAAUUUCAGUUACCUUAAAAUAUCCUUGUCUAUAGAUUUGAAGACUGGAUGCCAAAGGUAGGACGAAUAGACGAUCGUAACAACACAUUACUUGUGAUAAAAUGUGUGCACGAAAUGCAAGAAGAAAGUGUUAUGAAAUUAAUUGCCUCCCAUUGGGAUGAUCAUGGUGAAGAAGUUUGUUUAGACGGUUUAAAUAUUGCGCCAGCAGAAUCUACAGCUUUGGUCGAAUUUAUAAGUCACAUAACGAACUUGCACAAGCUUAAGAUGACUAAUUGUAUGAUGGAGCAUUUGGCUUUUCGUGAAUUUAUCAAGUUACUGAUGAAAGAGAAUGAAAACUGCCAACUUACUGAGUUACUCCUAAAUAAGAAUAAAUUAACAGAUGAAGAUGCUAAAUCUUUGAGUAAUGCUCUGAUUAGUGACAAGUGCAAACUUACUGAAUUAGACAUAAGGUUCAAUAAUUUAACACAUGAAGGUGCUAAACAUUUAAGUGAUGCUCUGAUAAGUGAAAAAUGCAAACUUACUGAAUUAAAUAUAGAAGGCAAUAAUUUAAAAGAUCAAGGUGCUAAAUGUUUGAGUAUUGCUCUGAUGAGUGACAAGUGCAAACUUACUGGAUUGGAUAUAGGAAGGAAUGAUUUAACAGAUGAAGGUGUUGAACAUUUAUGUGUUGCUCUGAUGAGUGACAAGUGCGAGCUUACUGAAUUAAAUAUAAGAGCCAAUAAUUUAACAAAUGCAAGCCCUAAACAUCUAAGUGAUGCUCUGAUGAGUGACAAGUGCAAACUUACUAAAUUAGACAUAAGCUACAAUAAUUUAACAGGUAAAUGUGCUAUAAAACCUCUAAGCACAGCUCUAAGUGAUGCUCUGAUGAGUGACAACUGCAAACUUACCAAAUUAUACAUAAACCACAAUAAUUUAACAGAUGAAUAUGCUAAACAUUUAAGUGAUGCUCUAAUGAGUGACAAUUGCAAACUUAUUAAAUUAGACAUAAGCUACAAUAAUUUAACAGAUACGGGUGCUAAAUAUUUAAGUGAAGCUCUGAUGAAUGACAAGUGCAAACUUACUGAAUUAGAUAUAAAGGGCAAUAAUUUACGUGCUAAACGUGAUGCCGUACACAGCAAUCUUCGUAAAUUUAACUCAUGGUCGGCACUAAAUUAAUACUGCUCUGAAGUGUGACAACUGUGCAGUUACUGAAUUAAACUAGAAUAUGAACUAAAAACACGACUGUAUUUAGAGUUUUAUAGCGGAAAUUUAUUUGAGUUAUAUUGAUUGUUUAUAAAACGUAAAAAAAUAGAAAUUGAAAACAUGGUUGUAUUUAGUGUUGCAUAGUAAAGGUUUGAGCAAAUGAAAUGCUGAAUUAAAUGACCGAUUUAAACAUGGUUGUAUUUAGAGUUGCAUAGUAGAGGUCUGAAUAAAUGAAAUGUUGGACUAAAUGAUAUUGAGACAUGGUUGUAUUUAGUGUUGCAUAUAGUAGUACAGGUUUCAGCAAAUGAAAUGUUUGAUUUUGUGUCAUUGAAAACAUGGUUGUAUUUAUAGUGUUGCAUAGCAGAGGUCUGAAUAAAAGAACGGUGGAUUAAAUGACUUUGAAACAAGGUUGUAUUUAGAGUUGCGUAGUAAAGGUUUGGCUAAAAGAAAUGUUGGAUUAUAUGUCAUUGAAAUAUGGUUGUAUUUAGAGUUGCAGUUAAUCAGAAGUUUGAAUAUUUGGUUAUAGACGUAGGAAAAUAUGAACUCGAAACAUUGUUGUAUUUAGAGUUGUAAGUUAGGAGUUUGAGCCGGGGACGUCGGAAGUUAUUGUACAUGGGGGCGACCAGAGUGCCAAAGAGACCACCCAACUAGCGGGUCUAUAAGGUUUGCCCUCCCCAUGGAGGAAAUUUUGAAAUCUAGACCCACUCAAAUGGCAUUUUCAUGCAGCCAUUUUUGCGUGCCGUUUAGCGAAGCAGCAGACGGGCAACAAAGGAAUAAUACUGGAUUGCACUCAAAAUUUACAAUUUUACAAGAUUCUUUACUCCGAAAUGCAACAGAAAAUGCAAUUAAAUUUCAGUAUUGAAUUGUAUGAUUUUAUAAUAAAAUGACUAUAGCCGACUGUUUCAAAUACUUCAAAAUAAUAUACUAACGGUGAAUUCAAAUAUUUUUUGGCAGGCCAAAACCUAUUCCAACCCCACCUUGUUAACAAGGGGCGGGGCCUAGCCCCAUCCUUCCGCUUCCUACGUCCCUGGUUUGAGUAAUUGUAUUGAAUGAACUAUGAACUGAAAACAUGGUUGUAUUUAGAGUUGUAAAUUAGAAGUUUGAGUUAAUGGAUCAUGUGGGAAAAUAUAUUUUUCCAAGAAACUACGAUUGAAAAUAAAUAAAAUAUGACUGAUUGCAUAAAUAAUUGCAUAGUUUUUCUAUUGCUAAUGCAGAGCCUCAAAUAUAGAUCUUAAACCGUUCACUUGACAAAUUCUAAAAUCUAAACUAGUAAAGCUACUGUACAAGGCUGUCUGUCUCACAAGUAGUCUACAUCGCUAUUAUAACGAGUGAAUUUGUGAAUUCAGUCGAUACAAUUAUUCCUCCUUGAGUUAUGGAGUUUUAAACGUUUCGCUGACGUCAGCGUUAUAUUUUCAAAGGGCCGGUGUUAAAACUACGUUGCACAUUUGUCAAACAAUUUAAUUUUAAAAUGCCAACUAGCAAUUGGUUAGGAUUAUUAGAAGUGAUCGUAUAGAUCGAAAUAUUUGGGUUAAAAUUCAUGUAUAUUUUAAGUACUUUUUUUCAGCCGUGUCCAGAAUUGCGUCCAAAUGUCUGACCAAAUUUGAAAGUUUGGUCGGGCUUUUCCGGACAAUUUCGAUCAUUAGUUCAGGCUCUGCAUUCUGCAACACAUUUUUUACAAAACUCAUGCGUAUUUGCACUGAUAGUUAUUGAGCUUUUUCACGGUAAUUCAUAAUAUAUGGAAAUGUUCAAUUGGUUAUGAACUUUGAAAUAUGUCUUACUUGUAUUUAAAUUUGCGCAGUAUCGGAAUUCGCACAGACCGUAGUUGCGCGAAAUUAAAAAUCACCGAAAAAUUUAACCGAGCGAAACGGUUUGCUGUUGUUUAUAUAUAUGCACGAAAAGUAAUCUGCGUGUAAAUGUUUGCCAGCGUAACACCAAAUUCUGAAAAUUAGACAAGAAAAUGAUGUGUACUAACUAUUAGGCAUUAGAUUCUUUUUUACAGCUACAUCAAGAAACUGUAAUUUACAAGUGCAAUUUUCUAUUUUUGAAUCGUUUCAAGUUGCGCAAAAUAAAAGCUGUGAUAAAAUGUCGCAUUUCUCGGGUGCGCAGAAUUGUAUCGGAUGAGUUGAGACUGAGCGAAAAUUUGUAUCACGCAAAUUUAAAUACAAGUAAUUAGGUAAUUAGGUAUAAUUACACCUUAUCAUGUAAAUGUUUUACUACAAGUCCGGGGCGCUUGUUCGAAAAUGCAUUAGCUCUAACCCUGGGUUAAUAUUUAACUCCUCAUUUUGGUUUGUGCACAUCUGCAAAUCCGUUUUUUCAGAAAACAUUUGUUGAUCCAGAUAUUACCUUUACUUCAUAAACAAGCUGUUAGGAGGACUGCUCACCUAAAAUUGAAGUAUUUCGUUAACCUAGGAUAACGCUGAUUUUCGACCGACCGACCCCAAAUUUAUAUAUAGGGCGUAAUGGUUUCUGUAUAGUAAACUCCUAUAUACCACUUUAUUAUCUAAAUAUAUAUAAUGUUUUAUUACCAUUGAUGUAAUUGCGACCGAAUUGAAUUCAACUGAAAUUAUAUUUGUGUUAAAAUGUUUCA
Messenger RNA from Paramuricea clavata, 4769 nucleotides. Lineage: Eukaryota; Metazoa; Cnidaria; Anthozoa; Malacalcyonacea; Plexauridae. The record is from the annotation of a GenBank genome assembly.